UUGUAAUUGGCGCAAAAUGAGUCAGCUGAAAACAAGCGCACAACCGAAAUAUGCAAAAGCGAAUAUAAAUUAGCUACGCUGCGCUGCUCUAAAAGAUUUGUGAAUUACUAAAAGUUGAUCGUGGAAAUUUGUGCUUACUUAUACACACACACACAUGUACAUAUAUAUGCAUACAUUUUUUUAACGCCACUUCAUGCGCUCAUUUCCGCUUCACUCCGGAAUGAUAUUAAAUGAAAUUGCAUUACUUAUGCAAGGGGCGCAACCAAAUUAGGCAACACCCACAUAAAUAAAAGUCUUUUAAAACAUCAAAGAAAAAGCAAAAAAUAGAAAUAGCAGCAGACAAAAACUCAACCAAACCGAAAUAAAGAAGCAAUUAGCAAAAUAUUUUGAUGUGAAUUUAAGUGAACAUUAAAUCACACGCAUUUCCACUCGAAUCCACCUGCCUUUGCUCAUUCGCAUGGGAAAUAAAAAUGUAAAAUUUGUAUUUUUUUGAAACUAAAAAGAGGUAAUUUUUCACGUGCAGCUCAAAAUAAAAACAUUGAAAUCUCAAAUCAUAAAAGUGAAGUUUACAAUUCGUAAUAAAAAAAAAAUAAUAAAAAAGUGUUGUUGGCACCCACAUUAUGUUGCGCGUAUCUAUCGGUGGCACUGCCGCUACGAAGCCUAUGAAAGUGCUACUGAAUAUCUGUGCCUUCCUGCUGCUCGUGGACACAUUCGUUUGUGUUUGUUGUGCGGAGAAAAAUUACAACAGUGUCUACAAUGAAGUUGUGACGGCGGAUCUCAAAAACGCGAUUAAAAAGGAGCAGCCGAAAGAGGCGAAAUUCUUCGACGAACUGGAUUUGAUUCCGCAGACUUGCCGCUUUCGUGGACACAAAUUCGAGUGCGGUCUUUCCAUUUCGUGUGUACUGGGCGGCGGUAAGCCGCUUGACCUCUGUUCGGGCGGCAUGAUUUGGUCGUGCUGUGUGGAUAAAGACCUCGAUGCCGAGGACACGCAUGCGGGUCAAGUGAAUAACACAAGCUGUGGCGAAGUGUACGCGCGUUCCAAUCGCAUAGUGGGCGGGCAUUCGACGGGCUUUGGUUCACAUCCCUGGCAGGUGGCGCUGAUCAAAAGUGGCUUUCUCUCGCGCAAGCUUAGCUGUGGUGGUGCGCUUAUCUCAAAUCGCUGGGUGGUCACGGCGGCGCAUUGUGUAGCCACCACCGCCAACUCGAACAUGAAAAUCCGUCUGGGCGAAUGGGAUGUGCGUGGCCAAGAAGAGCGACUCAAUCAUGAGGAGUACGGCAUCGAGCGCAAGGAAGUCCAUCCACAUUACAAUCCAGCAGACUUCAAAAACGACUUGGCACUAAUCAGACUUGAUCGAAAUGUUGUCUACAAACAGCACAUCAUACCUGUCUGUCUGCCACCACCGGCCACCAAGUUGGUGGGCAAAAUGGCCACAGUGGCUGGUUGGGGACGCACGCGGCAUGGCCAAAGCACUGUGCCCUCGGUGCUGCAGGAAGUCGACGUUGAGGUGCUUUCGAAUGAUCGUUGUCAACGUUGGUUUCGCGCGGCGGGUCGCCGUGAAUCGAUACACGAUGUUUUUCUUUGUGCCGGCUACAAGGAAGGUGGACGUGACUCAUGUCAAGGUGACUCUGGUGGCCCGCUAACCUUAACAUUGGAUGGCCGAAAGACGCUAAUUGGCCUGGUGUCUUGGGGUAUUGGCUGUGGCCGCGAACAUCUGCCGGGUGUUUACACGAAUAUACAGAAAUUUGUGCCGUGGAUCAACAAAGUGAUGGCCAACGACAAUGCGUAGUGCUGCAUGGGCUCACACUUGCCAAAGACUGCAGUGAGCUCUGAUAUGCCACCUGACUCGUUACUUAAUUGUAAUUUAAUUAUUUCAGCAUUGUUCGAAAAUUCAAUUUUCAUAGUUUUCUAACUUCAACUCAACACUACACAACAAAUAUGCAAAUACAAAAAUACUGUAACUUUUUUGAGCAAC
Messenger RNA from Anastrepha ludens (Mexican fruit fly), 1973 nucleotides. Its product is annotated as serine proteinase stubble-like. Gene Ontology annotation, molecular function: serine-type endopeptidase activity. NCBI's taxonomy places the organism in Eukaryota, Metazoa, Arthropoda, Insecta, Diptera, Tephritidae. The coding region runs from base 621 to 1787 and encodes 388 amino acids. The record is from RefSeq and is a predicted model, not a curated record. The transcript is spliced from 5 exons. Gene Ontology annotation, biological process: proteolysis.